This is a messenger RNA of Linepithema humile (Argentine ant), 2038 nucleotides long. RefSeq names its product chymotrypsin-like protease CTRL-1. The record is from RefSeq and is a predicted model, not a curated record. Gene Ontology annotation, molecular function: serine-type endopeptidase activity. Lineage: Eukaryota; Metazoa; Arthropoda; Insecta; Hymenoptera; Formicidae. Gene Ontology annotation, biological process: proteolysis.
AAUUGAAUUCAAUUAAGUUUCUUCACAAAUGUAAGAUUUAUUUCUGCUACUUUAAAAAAAAGAUUAGAUCACUUACUUUUUAGUUUCACUGUUGCAAUAAUAAUGGAAAUUAGUGCGUGAAAGUAGAUGUGAAGUCAAUUGAACUGAACAAUAAAACAAUAAAUAUUUUGGAUAUAACUCUAAAGAAUUGUUUCGAAAAAAAUACUACAUAACAUCAUCAAUUGUUUUUAUAUAAUUUUUAAAAUUCUGCUUUUGAUAUUGUUCCAUAACAUUACAUUACAUAAGUUUCGAAACUACUGGCGUAAAUUACUUCCUGCUUGUUACAAAUGUUAUGGAAUCUUUAUAUCAAUAGAGAUCAAUAGAGAUUUAAAUUAUAAAAUAACAUGCAGAAAAAUUCAUUUAGUUUUAAUGUGGUUUAAUUUACCAGGCUAUUUGCACUUUCCAAAGCAGAACCUAAUGACAUUGCGCAACAUCAGAGAAAGGAGGAUUGGAUUAAUCCGAUCGGAUCAGUUAUGAAAUUUAUACGCGCACAAAUAGAACAGAAAUUCGUUCAAUCUGAAUGCGACAUGAGGAUCUCUUGUUAAAAUAUCAAACGAUCAAUCAUACCGCUCGCAUGCGUUACGUCUCGCAAAUCGUCCAUGCAAAAAUGCUCUCAAGCUAUUACGCGACUUCAAGCGCAUUUCAAUCAGAGUGCAACGACCACUCGACUGGAAACUGCGGAACUGUCAGGAGCGCAAUAGAAUGAUUGCUAAUCAAUUCGACGCAAUGAUUGGGAUUAAGAAAAACGGCGACGCGUUCUCUCCGGGCGAUGCACUAAUUCGCCUCGAAUUUCGUAAAGCCAAGAUACUAUAAUUAUUAUGCAAUAAAAUAUAAUAUAUUUUUAGUAAAAAUACAGCAAAAAAAACAAGAAAUGUAUUUAAGGAAUUGUACUCUAUUCAAUUCGUUAUUUAUAUUCGAAUUUGCGCAAUAGUAGUAACAAUAAUCGAUUAUUUUUAUGACUUGACGGAAAGGUAAAGCCAGCGUUAGGACCAACUCUUGUUUCUUCCACAAGUGGUUUCGCGCAAAUGAUUUCUUCGCACUGAAUUAUAUCUGACUGACUAAAUUAUAAAUAGCAGUGAAAUGCGGAGAUUUUCGUUAGUUCGCUAUGGAUUCUUCGAGUGCAAGGACUUUCAUGUUUUUCCUGAUUACUUUGACGUUGUGCGAAAAUGUUCGUCCUCAGUCACAGCCGCAAAAUUUUAAAAAGAUUACUAUUGAUGUUAAUAAUGGUAUCAUUACCAUCAAUGACCAGUUCGUCGUGUCGAAUACCAAACAAAUGGAGAGGAUAGCCGGUGGGAGUUACGCGAAUGAAGGUGAAUUUCCGUUUAUGGCUGUCGUGCAUCGAUUGAUUGACGGUAGAAGGGUCUCUCAAUGCGGCGGUACCAUCAUAUCGAAGAGAUGGGUGCUGACUGCGGCACACUGUAUCGCAAAGUACCCGCAAAGAUUCUUCGUCAUAUUCGGCAUCGUUGACAAGACGGGGAUCGGUUAUGAUGUCAACAGAGGAUCCGGAGUGUCGAUGAUGACCUCACAGGCUUAUGUGCACCCUAAUUAUUUUGUCAGCAAGAACGACAUUGGAUUGUUACGUAUGCCGCGAGAUAUUCCUUUUUCAGAAAAUAUUCGACCGAUACAUUUAGCCGGUCGGAAGAAAAGCAGAGUUUUGGCCGACACAAUGGCUUGUGUGGUUGGAUGGGGCCGCGAUGGAUUCGGUCCUAAAGGUACCAUGAGGUUGAAGUACACUAUAAUGCCGUUGAUUUCGAAACACGAGUGCCUUGCGUAUUGGAGAGUGGAUUAUAGAAAUAUAUGCACGGAACCGGGUCUUGGGAAAAAUGCCUGUCAGGGUGACAGUGGAGGUCCUCUUUUUAUAAUGCGAAACAAUCGGCCGCUGCAGAUCGGUAUCGUAAGCUACGGAGACGCGAAUUGUCCAAGCGGCAGACCCGGCGUGUAUACUAGAGUAGCGGCGUUCGCAGAGUGGAUUCGAUAUGUCACUGGAAUGAAGUUUUAG